Molecule: messenger RNA, 758 nt
Organism: Carica papaya (papaya)
Lineage: Eukaryota; Viridiplantae; Streptophyta; Magnoliopsida; Brassicales; Caricaceae
Source: RefSeq, a predicted model, not a curated record
UUUUUGAAAUAUAUGUUAUACAUAAGAUAUCAUAUAUUCAUAUAUAUACAUGCUCUUCUUGUUUCACCCUAUUCUUGCUUUUUUGAGAAAACCAGCUUCUUCUCCUUCUUUUACCCUUUCUUAAUCCGUCAGCCAUAAAACAAUUUUCAAUGGGCAAAGCGCAUCCUUGUGCUUCUCUCAAGUCCCUGUCCAAAAGAGUAGGAGGCAUACUUUGCUAUUGUGGUUCGUCAGACAAGUACGAGAAGUUGGACGCAAAGCUCGAAAAGAAAAUGAUUGAAUUUAAGAGAAAUUCAUCAGGACAUCAGAAUUUCAAAACGAUUGACAGUAUAAUUAUGAGGUUCCCUGAGUUGAAAGAAGGAUUGAAAACUAUCAAAUAUGUAUUUGAUCAAUAUGACGAAGAUGGUAAUGAAAUUAUCGACCGUGAGGAACUCAAGAAAUGCUUAGAAAAACUACAACUUCAUCUUACAGAGGAAGAGGUUGAGGUUCUAUUUGAUUCUUGUGACUUUGAUGGGAACCAAGGAAUACAAUUUAAUGAGUUUAUAGUUCUCCUAUGCCUCAUCUAUCUCCUACUUAAACCUUCCUCCUCUUCUUAUGCCGGCACCACAUCAAACAUGGGUUCACCAGAGCUUGAGGCAACUUUCGACACCAUAGUCAAUGUAUUCUUGUUUCUGGACAAGAAUGGAGAUGGCAAGCUGAACAAAAAGGAUAUGAUCAAGGCAUUAAACGAGGCGUGCCCUUGGGAGAAAUCUCCUGCACAU